Scylla paramamosain (green mud crab) is the source of this 3054-nucleotide messenger RNA. Its product is annotated as titin homolog. Gene Ontology annotation, biological process: replication-born double-strand break repair via sister chromatid exchange; mitotic sister chromatid cohesion. The coding region runs from base 182 to 2017 and encodes 611 amino acids. The transcript is spliced from 16 exons. Gene Ontology annotation, molecular function: protein binding; chromatin binding. Gene Ontology annotation, cellular component: mitotic cohesin complex. The record is from RefSeq and is a predicted model, not a curated record. NCBI's taxonomy places the organism in Eukaryota, Metazoa, Arthropoda, Malacostraca, Decapoda, Portunidae.
UAAAAAACAAAGGACUGAGUGUGAGCGUAAACAUCUACCAGGGAAAGCGGAGCCCAAUGUGGCCUAAGCGAGCCGCAAGCGACGCAGCCGUGACGUCACUGCAACUCCUCUAUACUAGGCACAGAUUCCUUGUUCAGAUUAAAAUUGGCUCCCAGUACAGAGGAACCCUGCAGCCCUAGCCAUGGCUCAUGACGCCUUAUUUGACAUGAAGAACCCUGCCAUGACCCUGGUGUGGAGGACAGCCUUUGACCCCAAAAUGAAGAGAGAGAAAAUCAGGAAGAAUAGAGAGGUCCGCACUGUGAAAGUUGACAAGAUUUGUGACAACCUUAAGCAAGUGAUUGGUGACCAGGGGACGAAGCUGGACAGUCGGACUUUCUUUAAGACAAGCAUGAUAUUGAGUGGUGCUCAGAGGAUCCAUAGCAUGCAGGCAGAUCUCCUCCUGGAUGAUACCAAAAAACUACUAAAUACCAUGAAGAAAGAGAGAAAAGUUAUGCAAAAGUUUGACUCAGUGCUGGAUUGCCGACCCAGCCAUGCCAAGACAGUGAGGCUGCCCUCUCUGGACAUCACUGCCUCCCCACAGACCUUGCGCCGUCCCAAAGCCACCAAGGUGCUUGACUUAGACUGGCAUACCCUGGAUUGUGACAUCGAUUGGACUUCAGGGCCUCCCCGGGCACGUAUGCAGGACAUUACCUUGCCAGAUGACGAUGUGCCCUACAGCCCUCAGUUCAUGGCUGAACUGGAGCAUCUGCGUGCUCAGGAGGCUAACCUGGAGGGCCCCACCUUGUUGGACUGGGAAAUGAAUGGCUUCCAGGCUGAUGAAGAGAAGUCAGGGGAGGCAGCAGCUGUUGACACCUUACUAACAGCAGUGCCAGAGGAGGAGCAGCAGCAGCCAGUAUUGCCCACGAUGAUGGUUGAAGCACCUGUAGAGGCUGCCACACUAGAAGAGCCUGCAGCCCCCACUGUGAUGAUAACUGAUGAAGCACCAGAAGAAGCUGCCACACAGGAAAAGCUUGAGGUCCCCACUGCCCCACAGCCUGAAGACUUGCAGCAUUCUGAACAGCCUACUGAGCCUUCCCAACCUGAGCAGCCCUCACAGAUUGAGCUUGAAUCUCUGGAAGGAAGUGACAGACAGCUCCCAGCCCCCAGAGUGAGGCAAGCAAGACCCACAAUAGAUCCCGUGUGUAUCUUGUCCAGGGAUGUCAUGCGAAUGCAGAUAAAGGAAUACAUUGACACCAUGAGGACUCAGACAUCAUUAGGAGACACGGCUGACCUAGGAAAGUUGCAUCAAGCCAGGAGAGACUUCUUUCCCACCAAGCCAGUGCACCGGAGGGUCAUAGCAGAUGUCCUGGUGAACCUCUUCCGUCCCUGUGAGGGGGAGGCGAUGUUUGCUGAGCCAGAGUCACCCCUCCAUCAAGGUGCUGAGGAAUUUGUACGUGAUGCAUCCCACAGUGAAGUGAAAGAUCUGUCAUCAAUUCUUAGCGUUCAUCAGGACACUACCGAGAGUUCCCGUUCCAAGACACUCCUUGAGGCACCAUCAGGAUUGUUUGAGGAGGUGCCCUCCCAGCUGCAGCCCAUUGAAGAACUUGAGUCUCCAAUGCCACCACCAUCACCAAGAGAAGCAUCCUCAGCAAGAAAGAAGCCAGGGUCAUCACCAACAAAAAAAAGAAAAAGACCCUCAGCAACAGAAAUGCCAGAAUUAGAACAAGAGAUGCCUCCUGUUGAAGAACCAGUGCAAAAGAUGGCUACUGCUGAGGAAAGAGCUGAGUUGUCAAUCUCAUCAUCAUCUAAAGACAGCAUGACUAAGAUUGAUGAGAUGACUGAAAUUAUUUUGGAUUUCUUGGAGCGUCAACCAGAGGUGCUCUUCAGUGACUUGCUGGUGGAAGACGCAGGAGAUAGAGAAGCAGCUGCAGUGUUUUCACAUGUAUUGUUAAUGUUCAAGAAUGGCCUGCUAGAUUUGCAUCAGGAAAGUGGCUUUGGACCCAUCUCUGUCAGUCUUCCCUCAGCUGACCAGGAGUGAAGGGAAUGCUGUCCAGUGUGCAUGGGGAAGAGUGCCUUCAGAAUGUUGUGUUUCAGAGGAUUAUUUUUUUAUAUUUGCUUGAAUUUCAGAUGGUUAUUUUUUAUACAUGCUUGAUGUGUUAUUGGUUAUGUUACACAGUAAGGAGAUUUGCUUUUUGUUAGAAGUGAGGAUGCUUGCAUCAUUUGCAUAUGGGCCAAGGAGAUUUGUUUCUUGUCAGCUAGAAGUGAGGAUGCUUAUUUGCAUAUGGACUAUCUUGGUAAGCCUUCCCUAACCCAGCCAAGCAAGAGUAAUGGGAAUGCUGAUAGAAAUGCCAGGGAUGAUGAUUGCCUUCUUAAUGUUGUGUGUGUUCCAGAGGGAUUAGUUUUUUUUAUACAUGCUUGAAUUUAUGGGUUGUGUUACAUACAAUAAGGAAAAGAAACGACUGACAAAUCAUUGAAAAUAGGAGUGAGGAUUUUUUUUUAAUGAAAAAAUUUUAUAUAAAGCAUUUUUUAUAUGCUCAUUUAUUUAAGAUUUGUCAGGAAUGGGGGAUGUGCAUGGGUAAAAAAAAAUAUAAUACAUACACUUCGAGGCAUUACUGUCAACUAACCACCAGCUUCUUAAAUUUGUUUCUUGCCUGGUGUGGGAUAUGUGGAGGGGAUGUUUGCAUUUGCAUGUAGAGAGACCUUUGGAGCUUUCCCUGAGCUUUUUGCCUGGGGAUGUGAAUUUGCAUAUAGAACUUUAGAGCUUUCUCACCCAAGAUAGCUUAUAUUGUCUUGCCCGGGAGGAGUGCCUUCAGAAUGUUUUGGAUGAAGAUUAUCUUCAUACUCAAAGCAUUAGAUCAUAUGUGAAAUGUUAUUGUUAACUUACCUUUUGUUAUAUCCAUACAGACAAUGUUUAUUAUAUAGGCAAUAGCUUUCUUUAUUGGAUGAUAUAUGGAGAAUUUAUUGCUUUUUUCUGGAUAUACGAUUUUAAUUGAAUAUAGCUUUGACAUAUAGCUGAUGACUUUGGAGCUUUGACAUUUGUACAGAAAAGCGCAAGUAAAUUUCUUAUUUGCCAAA